Molecule: messenger RNA, 1353 nt
Organism: Hyposmocoma kahamanoa
Lineage: Eukaryota; Metazoa; Arthropoda; Insecta; Lepidoptera; Cosmopterigidae
Product: leucine-rich melanocyte differentiation-associated protein-like
Exons: 6
Coding region: 1-762 (253 amino acids)
Molecular function (GO): protein binding
Source: RefSeq, a predicted model, not a curated record
AUGGACAAUGGAAGUGUUGACGACGGAUUGAUAUCCGUGGACAUCUCCAGAGACUUUUUAGUGGACUCUGUGACCAACAUGACUGAUGUUCCUGUGCCUCCAGAUUUACUUAUCCAGUCCUCAAAUGGCAGUGCUGAAAGUGAGGAUGAGUCCACCAAACUGACCCUGGCAUAUGAGACACUUUACGAAAUACCAAAGACCAUAGUGGAAAGAUUUUCAGACCAUAUUCGAUAUUUGGACAUCAGCCAUAAUAAAAUUACUAACUUGGAUCCGCUAGUGUACUUCAAGCAGCUCACUUCUCUGAUUGCAGACAAAAAUCCUAUCACAGAAAAUUGUUUUCUACCACCUUUGCCACAACUAAAGCUGUUAUGGUUAAAUAAUUGCAAAGUGGCCUCUCUCUACCCAUGGGUCGGUAAGCUGAAGGAGUCCUGUCCAAAUCUACAACAUCUAUGUUUAAUGGGCAAUCCUGCAGCUCCGAGUUACCUUAACGGCGGCACUUUUUAUGAAUAUCUUCAGUAUAGACUCUUCGUAGUAUCCCAAUUCCCGUCACUCCACCACCUAGACGAUCGUAAGGUUACAGAAGACCAACGAUCAGAGGCCCAGCGUCUCUACAAACGGCCAUUUUUCGAGAGACUGGUCAAGCCUGGUCCCGGCGGCCUCUCCCAACUCGUACAUACAUCUGUAACGUGGAAUAGUGUACAUAAUAAGGUAACAUCCAUGCUUGGAAGGGAAAAGAGAGAUAAUAGAAAUCUGUUGAUAUGAUUUGUGAGAAUUGUAAAAGGUAUGUCAUUAAUAUAAUAUGUUGAAGUUUCAAAUAUUUCCUUCAAUGAAAAUGAAAGACGUGACCCUGAAGAUCUAUAACAUUAAUGGCUCAACUGCACUCUAUUCGCGUAAGAACUAGUUAACGUUAAUAUUGUUUUUCAGGUUGAAUGCUGCCACUUGUAACACACUGUUUCCACUUAUUAUCUGUCGAACUUUUAGUAAUUAUUUUGUAGAAACAGUGUUUUUGCAAAACAGUGUUUGCACUGACACGUUUGAGUGAUAAUUAGCAGAAACAAUGAUUUAAAAGGGCAGUAUUGUACAUUUCUUGUCAGAUAUCCUAUUCGUUUAUAGUUUGUCUUUUUUAAGAUGGAGUAAAAUGACAGUUCAUUGCGUAAAAGUUUUUUCCCGCUUGCAAGGAGCUAGUGAUUGCAGUCGAUAAAUAUUACAUCGACUAUCGACUGAUGUCGGUUAUGCUUACGCAACAAAUAAUCGAACUUGUUUCAUUUGAAUCACCAUCGGUACAUUAUUCGUGCAACUGCUAGGCCUGGUUCAUUUGAAUUGUGAAUUUUUGAAAAUUCAUACUACAUACAC